Messenger RNA from Daucus carota subsp. sativus, 1716 nucleotides. RefSeq names its product CMP-sialic acid transporter 2. Gene Ontology annotation, biological process: pyrimidine nucleotide-sugar transmembrane transport. The record is from RefSeq and is a predicted model, not a curated record. Gene Ontology annotation, cellular component: Golgi membrane. Gene Ontology annotation, molecular function: pyrimidine nucleotide-sugar transmembrane transporter activity. Lineage: Eukaryota; Viridiplantae; Streptophyta; Magnoliopsida; Apiales; Apiaceae. The transcript is spliced from 17 exons. The coding region runs from base 128 to 1267 and encodes 379 amino acids.
GGUCCCUUAAUCCAUUAAAAUCCGGUUCACUACCCCACUUCCUCUCACGAGAAUGGAAAAUCAAGUCGAAUUUUGAUAUCCAACUCAGAACAUAACCAAGCUUGAAUUCACCAGUGAAACACCACCAAUGGAGUACAGAAGAAUCAAAGACCAGGAUAAAAGUGAAGCUGCAGUUAUCGAUGACCUAGAGAGUAGGCCUGCAGUUAUUGCCAGUGUUUUGCCAAAAUCGGAGGGGAAAAUCGGCGAUAAAUCGAAGUGGAAGCUUAAAACGGUUGUUACACUAGCACUCACGUUUCUCACAAGUUCACAAGCUAUACUCAUUGUCUGGUCGAAGAGAGCUGGGAAGUAUGAUUAUAGCGUCACAACUGCGAAUUUUUUGGUUGAAGCGUUGAAGUGCGCUUUAUCACUCGCAGCAUUGACAAGACUCUGGAGAACCGAUGGUGUUACCGAAGAUAACAGGCUGAGUACAACAUUUGAUGAAGUUAGCGUAUACCCAAUUCCUGCGGCACUUUACCUUGUGAAAAAUCUCUUACAGUAUUAUAUCUUUGCGUAUGUGGAUGCUCCAGGCUAUCAAAUACUAAAGAAUCUGAAUAUAAUCAGCACUGGCGUAUUGUAUCGGAUUAUCCUUAAGAGGAAGUUGAGCGAGAUUCAGUGGGCUGCUUUUAUAUUAUUAUGUGCAGGCUGCACCACGGCACAACUUAAUCCCUCCUCUGAUCAUGUUCUUCAAACUCCAUUCCAGGGUUGGAUAAUGGCCAUUGUCAUGGCACUUUUAAGUGGUUUUGCCGGCGUUUACACAGAGGCUAUAAUUAAGAAGCGACCUUCCAGGAACAUAAAUGUACAGAACUUCUGGUUAUAUGUGUUUGGGAUGGCCUUCAAUGCUGUAGCAAUACUCGUCCAAGAUUUUGAUGCCGUGAUGAACAAGGGUUUCUUUCACGGUUACUCGCUAAUAACAGUUCUAAUGAUUGUUAACCAUGCUUUAAGGUGCCAUUCGAUAAGGAGCUUUCGACACAGGUUCAGUUCCGGGUGCCAAAUCAAUCGUGAAUUCUAUCUCUCGGUCUGGUGGCAAUCCAGUGGCAUUGCUGUAUCUAUGGUGAUGAAGUAUGCUGACAAUAUUGUGAAGGUGUAUUCUACUUCAGUUGCAAUGCUGCUAACCGCAGUUGUGUCCGUGUUUUUGUUUAAUUUUCAUCUCUCCUUGGCUUUCUUCCUCGGAUCCACGGUUGUUUCUGUUUCGGUAUACAUGCACUCCAUAGGAAAGCUACAGAGAUGAUGAACACUAGCAUGAUUAUACCACUCUCCGGCUCAGUUAAGGAUAUAGGAUCGAGACACCUACAAACUUCCUAGUGAGAUCAGUUCAUUAGAAUAUUGAGCAAGGCUCCUCAUGCACGAACAAGUCACCAGUUACUCUCCGAUGAGCAUGAGAAUACAGAAUAGAAAGUUAUCCCAGUACUCUCCAAUAAGCAUGGAAUACAGAAUAGGAUUUUUAAGGAAGAAGACUCAAUUCAAAAGCAUUCUCCCUCGUGUGAGAGAUUCUCACAAGUGUUUUCAUGUGUAUGAUAAAUUUGAUUGUGUAUUACAUUGCAAGUUAGUUGAAUAAUAUUUUGUUCUGUAGGCAGGAUACAAUGUAUUUUACUUUUUCCUAUAUGAUAUUUAUACACAUUAUUCUACUUGUGGAAUUAUUAUUUUAACAUUAUAUAUUGGUAAAGAUGAUUUCACAUC